GCCUGGAGGAGUCGCCGCCAUGCACGACGCCUUUGAGCAUGUGCCGAUCCUGGAGAAGCUGCCGCUGCAGAUCGACUGCCUGGCGGCCUGGGAGGAAUGGCUCCUUGUUGGUACCAAACAAGGGCAUCUUCUGCUUUACAGGAUCAAGAAAGACAUAGGAGAGGUUAUGUCAUCAGAAAGUGUCUGUUGCAAUAGGUUUGAAGUGACACUAGAGAAAUCCAACAAGAACUUCUCAAAAAAGAUUCAGCAGAUUCAUGUUGUUUCUCAGUUUAAAAUUCUGGUCAGUCUAUUAGAAAAUAACAUUUAUGUCCAUGACCUGUUGACAUUUCAACAAAUCACCACUGUUUCCAAGGCAAAAGGUGCGUCUCUCUUCACUUGUGAUCUUCAGCAGUCAGAUACAGGGGAAGAGGUGCUGAGAAUGUGUGUGGCAGUGCGGAAGAAACUACAGCUUUAUUUUUGGAAGGACAGAGAGUUCCAUGAACUACAGGGGGACUUCAGUGUACCUGAUGUACCCAAGUCCAUGGCCUGGUGUGAAAACUCCAUCUGUGUAGGCUUUAAGAGGGACUAUUACCUAAUACGGGUGGAUGGAAAAGGAUCCAUCAAAGAACUGUUUCCCACAGGGAAGCAGCUGGAACCAUUGGUAGCUCCUGUAGCAGAUGGAAAAGUUGCAGUUGGCCAAGAUGAUCUAACAGUUGUGCUCAAUGAAGAAGGGGUCUGUACUCAGAAAUGUGCCUUGAAUUGGACAGAUAUUCCUAUAGCCAUGGAACACCAGCCUCCCUACAUCAUUGCUGUUUUGCCGAGGUAUGUGGAGAUCCGUACUUUUGAGCCCCGGCUGCUGGUACAGAGUAUUGAGCUGCAGAGACCACGCUUCAUCACCUCUGGAGGCACAAAUAUUAUAUAUGUGGCAAGUAAUCACUUCGUUUGGCGGCUUAUUCCAGUGUCCAUAGCCACACAGAUCCAGCAGCUUCUGCAGGACAAGCAAUUUGAGUUGGCUUUGCAGUUAGCAGAAAUGAAGGAUGAUUCAGAUAGUGAGAAGCGACAACAAAUUCACCACAUAAAGAACCUCUUUGCCUUCAACCUUUUCUGCCAGAAGCGCUUUGAUGAAUCCAUGCAAGUUUUUGCCAAGCUUGGUACAGAUCCCACUCAUGUGAUGGGUCUGUAUCCUGAUCUCCUGCCCACAGAUUACAGGAAACAGCUACAGUAUCCCAACCCACUGCCAGGGCUCUCAGGGGCAGAGCUGGAGAAGGCACAUUUAGCUCUGAUAGACUACCUAACUCAGAAGAGAAGUCAGCUGGUAAAGAAGCUAAAUGAUUCUGACCAUCAGUCUAGUACCUCACCCCUCAUGGAAGGAACACCCACUAUCAAAUCCAAAAAGAAGCUGUUACAAAUCAUUGAUACCACCUUGUUAAAGUGUUACCUCCAUACAAAUGUAGCACUGGUGGCACCACUGCUGCGUCUGGAAAACAAUCACUGCCAUAUUGAAGAGAGUGAGCACGUACUAAAGAAGGCACACAAAUAUAGUGAGCUGAUAAUACUAUAUGAGAAGAAGGGUCUGCAUGAGAAAGCAUUACAGGUACUGGUGGAUCAAUCAAAGAAAGCCAACUCACCUUUGAAGGGUCAUGAGAGGACAGUGCAGUAUCUGCAGCAUUUGGGCACAGAGAAUUUGCACUUGGUAUUUUCCUACUCUGUCUGGGUGCUAAGAGAUUUUCCUGAAGAUGGACUGAAAAUAUUUACAGAAGACCUCCCUGAAGUGGAAGCUUUGCCACGAGACAAAGUGCUCAGUUUCUUGAUAGAAAAUUUCAAAAGCUUGACUAUUCCUUAUCUGGAGCACAUCAUUCAUGUCUGGGAAGAAACUGGUGCAGACUUCCAUAACUGUCUGAUCCAGCUGUACUGUGAAAAAGUGCAGGCCUUGAUGAAAGAAUAUCUAAAUUCUUUCCCUCCAGAUAAAACACCAGUGCCUGCUGGGGAGGAAGGAGGAGACUUGGGGGAUUACCGGAAAAAGCUUCUACUUUUUCUGGAGAAGUCUAGCUGGUAUGAGCCAAGCAGACUAAUCAGUGACUUCCCCUUUGAUGGUCUCCUAGAAGAACGUGCUCUGCUCUUGGGUCGUAUGGGGAAGCAUGAGCAAGCUCUGUUUAUUUAUGUUCAUAUUUUGAAGGACACCAACAUGGCUGAAAACUACUGCCAUAAACAUUAUGACAGAAACAAAGAUGGCAACAAAGAUGUCUACCUGUCAUUGCUCCGGAUGUAUCUCUCCCCACCUAGUGUUCACUGCCUGGGACCAAUCAAGAUGGAAGUGCUAGAACCUCAAGCCAAUCUGCAGGCUGCUCUGCAGGUUUUGGAACUGCAUCACAGCAAACUGGAUACCACCAAGGCAAUAAACCUGCUCCCAGCAAAUACACAGAUAAGUGAGAUUCGAAUCUUCUUAGAGAAAGUCCUUGAAGAAAAUGCUCAGAAGAAAAGAUUUAAUCAAGUACUCAAGAAUCUUCUCCAUUCAGAGUUUCUGAGGGUCCAGGAGGAGAGGAUCUUGCAUCAGCAAGUGAAGUGCAUUAUUACCGAGGAGAAGGUGUGCACUGUAUGUAAAAAGAAGAUAGGUAACAGUGCAUUUGCUCGAUACCCAAAUGCAAAAGUUGUGCAUUAUUUCUGCUCCAAAGAAGUCAACACAUUGGAUACCUGACUUUGUUAUGGUCCCAACAUUCAUAUGAAACUCGGAACUGAUGACUUCAGAAGUUGAUGCCUCUUGAGAUUUUUUUUUUUUUUUGAGGCUUGUUGCUAGGCUCUUUUACACUGGGUAGAAGUCAUUUGUAUCUGUGAACUGACUGUACCAGCUGGCAAUAUUGAUUUACUAGAAAAUGACUUUACCCAUGUUAUUAUAGCGCUGACAACUACAGUGAACCUCUCAGUACUCAGAUGAAGAAUAGAAACUGAUUUUUGUAGUGAGUUUUGUAUUGCACUCCAACCUUGUGGAUGAAUUGUUAGACAACUGUUGGGCAUUCAGCACAAGUCAAGUUUUACUGCAAAACUUACUUCCUUAGGGUGACAGUGUUUGUGAUUUGGCCUUGAAUGUAAAUAGUUUUUCAAAAAAAAGGAAAUUCCUUUAAAGUCUUCGCAGCUGUAUCAGUGUUGCAUGGAGAUCACAAGGAGUUUGGCAUAGAGGAGACUUCUUUGCCUAUAUCAAGACCUAGAAAAUAAAAUUUUACUUUCAUCUCA
This is a messenger RNA of Pezoporus flaviventris, 3207 nucleotides long. It is a transcript of the gene VPS39, whose product is annotated as VPS39 subunit of HOPS complex. The record is from RefSeq and is a predicted model, not a curated record. The transcript has 26 exons. The coding region runs from base 20 to 2674 and encodes 884 amino acids. Gene Ontology annotation, molecular function: protein binding. Gene Ontology annotation, biological process: vesicle-mediated transport; autophagy; endosomal vesicle fusion. Lineage: Eukaryota; Metazoa; Chordata; Aves; Psittaciformes; Psittacidae. Gene Ontology annotation, cellular component: cytoplasm; membrane.